Molecule: messenger RNA, 1482 nt
Organism: Suillus plorans
Lineage: Eukaryota; Fungi; Basidiomycota; Agaricomycetes; Boletales; Suillaceae
Exons: 3
Coding region: 492-986 (164 amino acids)
Source: RefSeq, a predicted model, not a curated record
CUCAGAAUUGAAGAGGGACAUCGAUCAUCAGGUGUGACCGUGUGGGAGGACAGGUCGCAGACUACCGAAAGCCACGUUGCGAGCAUUCCCAUCACUCACUGACCUUGAGCGCCAAGUAUUUUUAGCAAAAGGUCCGAUGCUAGCCCCAGAGACAACAUGAGAAAGAAACAGUAGAGAAAGAAAGAGAAAGACAAGAGCAUUGAUGCAGAUGCACUCACUCAAGAGCCUCCCCACACCGCAUCAAUAUAUCGUCAUGAUUUUGGUAAUCAGGGUGCACAAAAAGUCCGAUGUGCCUCGACACCUGUCGAAAACCUGCCAGUGGUCAGGUUGCCCUAGAUUGCCAAGCUCCUUGCCAGGGUCUACGUAGUCCGCGCAUAUCGAUCGAUCAAUGAGCGUGCCAGCAAGUGCCAGCUGCCCCGACAUCCUUCCCACGGUUACACGUUAAAUGCAAAGCCCACCUGUUGCCAACUCAAGAAUACUACACGCCGAUCAUGCUUUUCAAGUCACUUUUCGUCCUCGCAACAGCAGCUCUGACUGCCUACGCUCAAUCAGCGACCACGACGUCUGACGCCGCGGCUGCAACUCCAAGUGGAGUUACUCCGUGCAUCCUUGCAUGCUCGACCCAAGCCGCUUCCGCAGGAAACUGCUCCAGCAUCUCUGACCUUACAUGUGUUUGCACCUCCACUGCAUUCCAGGACGCUGCCGGCGCGUGUCUGCAGGCUAACUGCACUACUGCCGAGGUCGCUCAGGCCCAAGCACUUCAACAAUCUGAGUGCGCGUCAAUUUCGGGGAACUCUACGACCACGAGCGGGACAUCGAGCUCAACUAGCACAUCUCCUGCUACAACUGCUUCGGCUGCCAAAACUUCAGCAGCAACCUCAUCUGGUGCUGCCACCGGUCUCGCACCUUCACUUGCUCUCAACAGUGCAUUUGGUGGGCUCGUUGCCCUUGCUGGUACCCUUAUUGGAGCGGCGUUCGUCAUGUAAUCCGGUCAGCGUAGAUGGCAAUAUGUAUAUUCACAUCGUCACCGCGGGUUAACCUUACUUUGAUAUCUUCUGUUAUUUUAUUCGAGUUACAAACACUUUGCUUGGAUGUUUUAGAAUCUUAGGUCGGCGUUAGACAUCAGCCAGGUUCAGUUACUACGUACAUACCUAUUGUUGGGCGCCACUCUCCCCUUCAGGGCUCGAGGUAACCAGGUGUCACCAUUCAAAUACAUACAUCAUAAUUAGUUUUUGCACCCCUUGGUAGCAUCCUCAAUUUGACUAUUCGGUAAAUAUCGUGGGUUGCUGAGUAGGGGUGAUUUCCAGGAGUGGUGCUCAGAGUCACAAAGAAGAGUCCAAGUUCCGCUUGCGUAGGCACAGCUGCACCCUAAAUGUCGAUUGCCUUGCGGUUUAGGCCAUGCAGUGUUUGAUUGUGAUAAAAAAUAUGGGCGACGUGAGUACGUAGGUGGUGGCAGAGAUUAAAGCAUGGUGGUUCGAUUGA